AGCAGAGCAACAAGCGCAGCAAUACCGCAAGGCUAUGACAUGACUAUGGGGAAUUUAGACUCGUCACUAGGAAUGAUCAAUUUGUUUGUUUUUUUACACUGGCAUUCACUGUAACAUAUUUCAAAAAAUUAAAUGUGAAGGUUUGGACUGGAGUUUACAAACUAUAACAGGGUCGGUGGCAGCUCCGCAUGACGUCAGAGGCGCGGGUGUGCUGAACAGUUCUCAGAAUACAAUUCUUGGAAUUGGCGAAUUUUAAAAGCCAAGCCCGCAGUCUUUCCUUCACACGCGCAGAACCCAUUCUAGUGGCAACACUCAUCGCACUGCUGCUCUGUAUUCUCUUUGUCUAAAUUAUACAUUUAUUAUGUUGCUUUUGAAUUAGUUAAUUACAGACAGUCUAUUAACAUAUGGGAUAUUCGGACGCAACUUCUCUAUUCACUGAACAGAUGCGUGGGACAUUCAGAACAAAAUGAACACAUUCCUUUGUUUCGACCGGCUUAUUUUCGUUAAACCGCUGUGGAAUUAGACUAGUAUGGGAUAUUGAAGACUCACCAUCAUGAUUCUUUGUGUUCAGGGCCCUAGACCACUGCUGUCUGGUACACCCACAGAGGGCCACCUAGGAAUGCGGACAGGGAGCGUCUCCUCCCCUCACUGCAUUCACAGCACCUCUCCGCAGUGGGACCCCACAAAAGACCUGCGCACCAUCACCAACAACACAUUCUACCUUGAUACCUCAGGCUGGUACUGGGGAGCCAUCACAGCAGGUCAGGCCCAUGCAGCUCUGCAGGCAGCGUCAGAAGGGGCCUUUCUGAUUCGAGACAGCAGCCAUCCCCUGUACAUGCUGACCCUGUCUGUUAGGACUGCCCGUGGCCCUACCAGUAUACGCAUCCAGUACAGUGGAGCCCGGUUUCUGCUAGACUCCAGCUCGCCAGCCCGACCCAGCCUUCUGUCCUUCCCUGAUGUGCCUAGCAUGGUGCAGUAUUAUGUGGGACCAGGGAGGAAGGUUCAGCAGGGGAAGGUAGAGGAAACUCAUGGUGGCAAGCCUGCCCAGAGGACACUUCAGGAGAGCACAGUACUGCUGAAGCUCAAGCGGGCCCUGCACAAGCCCCAGGCCUUCCCCUCCCUACAGCACCUUGCACGCCUCACCAUCAACUGCAGCACAGACUGUCCUGACCAACUGCCGCUGCCACGCCCACUGGUGCGCUUCCUGCAGGACUACCCCUUCCAGGUAUGAGGGUCCUGUGAUCUACACCCCUAUGGAGGGCAGAGCUGAAUUAAACUAAACCGUUCAACUAAAUCUCUAGGAGCGCUGUCAGAAAUUGGUCCCUGGCAGCUGGAAACCACAUUACUGCACUGGUCAGUAAUAAAGCCACAUCGGACAAAUGGUUGGUCAUGAGACCAUGUCUGGGAAAGAACCUUUCAGAAAAUGGUGUCUCGUUUUUGUAUUUCUCAGAGGGGGAAGUGGAGUUCUGCGAACCCCGCCGCAUGAGAUUCACUGGAAAACAAAACGUGGUGCGAACUGUAGUGUAUCCCCGUGCUAUGGGGGAUAUGCUCCCCACCCUCGUGCUGUGGGGGAUAUGCUCCCCACCCUCGUGCUGUGGCAGUGAAUUGUUUUCCAGUGAGAUGCAUUUUCAAUGUUUUAUUUUGGUCCUUUUUUACAUAUCUGUACAUAUCCCCUUUUCUAUAAAAAAUAAUAUUCAACAUGA
Messenger RNA from Salvelinus namaycush (lake trout), 1703 nucleotides. RefSeq names its product cytokine-inducible SH2-containing protein-like. Gene Ontology annotation, biological process: intracellular signal transduction; phosphatidylinositol phosphate biosynthetic process. The transcript has 3 exons. The coding region runs from base 554 to 1231 and encodes 225 amino acids. Gene Ontology annotation, molecular function: 1-phosphatidylinositol-3-kinase regulator activity. NCBI's taxonomy places the organism in Eukaryota, Metazoa, Chordata, Actinopteri, Salmoniformes, Salmonidae. The record is from RefSeq and is a predicted model, not a curated record. Gene Ontology annotation, cellular component: phosphatidylinositol 3-kinase complex.